Molecule: messenger RNA, 2587 nt
Organism: Ctenocephalides felis (cat flea)
Lineage: Eukaryota; Metazoa; Arthropoda; Insecta; Siphonaptera; Pulicidae
Product: inhibitor of nuclear factor kappa-B kinase subunit beta-like
Exons: 8
Coding region: 159-2570 (803 amino acids)
Biological process (GO): peptidyl-serine phosphorylation; positive regulation of transcription by RNA polymerase II; tumor necrosis factor-mediated signaling pathway
Cellular component (GO): cytoplasm; IkappaB kinase complex
Molecular function (GO): ATP binding; IkappaB kinase activity
Source: RefSeq, a predicted model, not a curated record
AUAUAAACAAUUUAUUUAUGUGCAUCUUUUUUCUAUUUCCAUUUUAAUCCUUGUUUGUAAAUACUUGUCAAAGUUCUAAUUUUAGAUUAUACUAGAAUUACGCCUUGCAUAUUUUUGUCGCAAAAGUAAAAAAAAAAAACAUUAAUCAAAUCCGAAUAAUGGAGCAACCACCUUUUGUUGGCGAUUGGGUGAGGAAAAUUAAAUUAGGUUGCGGCGGUUUUGGCAUUGUUACACUUUGGCAAAAUGAUAAAAUACCUGAUAGUUUAGCUAUCAAAAUGUGUCGACCAGAUAUUGCAAAUCGAAUUACUCCAAAACAGCGUGAAAGAUGGACAAAAGAAGUGCAUAUUAUGAAAAGUAUAAGUCAUCCAAAUAUUGUACACACAAAACGUAUUCCACAAAUAUUAUUUGAAGCCUUAAAAGAAUAUAAUAUAUCAGAAUUACCUAUUCUGUCAAUGGAAUAUUGCAGCAAGGGUAGUUUACGCCACGUACUUAAUCAGACUGAAAAUUGCAGUGGUUUAUCUGAAUCAGAAGUUCGAUACAUAUUUGAAGAUAUAUCAAGUGCUAUUGCAUAUUUGCAUAACAUGAAAAUCACUCAUAGAGAUUUAAAACCGGAUAAUAUUGUAUUACAAACACUUGAUUCAUCUCUACAAACACAGCCACAAUUCAAUAACAGAACUAACAAAGUUGUGUAUAAACUAAUAGAUUUGGGAUAUGCUAAAGAAUUAGACGAAAAAAGUAUAUCAGAGAGUUUUGUUGGAACUUUGCAGUAUUUAGCACCAGAAAUAUUGCUUAACAAAAGCUACAGUAACUCUGUUGAUUAUUGGUCUUUUGGACUAGUUGCUUUUGAAAUCAUUUGCGGUGUACGACCAUUUUUGCCAAAUAUGUCUCCAGCACAAUGGUUACUUCAAAUACAAAAGAAAAAUAGUGACACAAUUUGUAUAUAUCAAGAUAUAGACGAAAAUAAAUCAAUAAUUCAUUGUGAUAAAAUUUAUGCAGAAAAUUUUAUAUCCAGUGCAUUGCAAUCUAAAUUCGAAAAAUGGUUUAAGCUUGCAUUAGAGUACGAUAGUAAACAAAGAGGAUAUGAAAAAAUGAAGCCAGGAUCUCAGAGCAAUAGCAUAUUAGAAAAGAAAUGUGUAACAUUUAAUGAUAUUGAAAUUGAUCGAAUUAAUAGGGAAACAAAGUUUUUCACAUUAUUAAAUACAGCACUCAAAACAAAGAUUAUAACUGUUUUUGUUGUAUAUACUUAUCAAAUAUUAAGUUAUGAAAUUGAGGAAACGCUCACAAUGAAUAGCUUCCUACAACAAAUUCAAAAUGAUACUACUAAUGAAGUUUUAGUCAGUGAAAUGAUUUUAGUACUGCCAAAUCGAGAACAGGAAAAGAUUGAUUAUGAUGGCUUUGCAAAUCAACUAUGGACAAACAAUUUUGAUACCCCAAUGGUACAUAUUUGGAAGAAAGGGCAAAUAAUUUCUGAAAAGUAUAUAAAUCUUGAAUCAUCACCUGAUCUUAUAAAACGCAUGUACAGCUGUCCUAAAAUUAAAAUUCUGGGACAUUUUAUGAAAAAAUUUGCUUCUGAUUGUUUAUAUUAUGUUAAAAAAGAAAUGCAAAUCUAUGAUACCCUUAUUACCAGUUGCAAUAGUAAAAUUAAGAUUAUUCAAGAAAAUAUAUCAAAUAUGACUAAUGCAUACCAUGAUAUGAAAUCAGAGUGGAUGUUAUUAUCAAGAAAUCUUAAAACAUCUGAAGAUGCGUUAACUUUUGAUUGUAAAAAUAUAAAAAAUUUGCAUAAUUCCAACGUAGAUUAUGAUAAAAAAUGGACAAAAUCCUUCGAAAGCUUAUGUUUAAAAGUCAACACAAUAAAAGAUGCUAUUGAACACAUUUCAAAGAGAUAUGACUCUAUUAAACGUAGAAAUAAUAAUAUAGAUUUUCAAAAAAUGUUUAGAAAAGCCAGGACUAUUCCUGAAGUUGAAUCAAUAUUCAAUGAUAUAAAACAAAAUUAUGAACAUAUAAGAAGAAUAUUGAAGGGCGACUUCAGCAUUGGUGACAAUCCUGAUGUUUGUAAAAACCUUAAAAAAGCAAUAAUUUUAUUUAUAAGUGCCAGAGAAAAGAACAUGCUCAAAGAUCAAGAUAUGAGAAUGAAUAUAUUAUUUAUACUUGAUCUGGAUGCUGAAAUUACAAAAAUUUUAUCUACUAUUAACAGUGCUAUAAGCAAUAUUGUUAAUUUAACUAAUGAAUUAACAGCAAUAAAUGCUAGCCGACAACAAGAUAUUUGGGCACAAAUUAAUGUCCAAACAAAUAGAUCAAAUGAAUCAGCUGACAAUCCAGAGAAAAUACUGGACUUUGCUUUAUAUGCUGUUCCUAAGCAAAGCAUAAAGUCCAAUGGAAUAUUAUUAAACAAUGAGGAAAAUAUGAUAAAUAACAUCACAAAUAGCAUUUCGGGAAAUUUUGAUUGUAAAUCAAUGAUCGAUGAUAAUAUUUCUUUGCGAUACAUGCAGCAAGAUUUGAUCCAAGAGUGUUUAGAUAUGUAUAAAUCUAUUAUGAAUGAUCAUAUGGACUUUGGUUUUCUAAAUGAUUAAACCACACGUUUGCCACA